This is a messenger RNA of Acanthocheilonema viteae, 202 nucleotides long. NCBI's taxonomy places the organism in Eukaryota, Metazoa, Nematoda, Chromadorea, Rhabditida, Onchocercidae. The record is from the annotation of a GenBank genome assembly.
AUGUCACGACAAGGAUUACGUUCAUUCCUACGUGAAGUAUCGGCAAUAUCUGAAAGAUUAUCUCAGUUGAAAUUAUCAAACACUAUCGCAGAUAAUGAUAAAGCUCACGCAGUGGAAAUAGAAAUGUUAUCUGAACGUGUUCGUCAGCUUGUGUCCACUCUUACUCUCGAUAUGCUUGGAGCAGUUCUUCCCGAUCAUUUUG